CUUUGGAAGGAUUUGGUGGGGGUUUUUUGUUAUUUGUCCAAAAUCUGGACAGGAUGGGAGAUUUCUCAGAACAGGCUAACCCUUAGUACUCCUAGAGCAGCAUAUGUAUCUCAUGAAGCGUUUGUGUAGCUCCCUCCUCCUAAUGACCACAAUGUGGCUGGACCAAGCCUUGACAUCUCCUGUUAGUUUUAAAUACGUGUGAUGCUUAUAGCAGCCCGUAUCACAUAUUCACCACAGAUGUUGAAGGAAGUAACCUCACUUCAGAAUAGUAGUACCAUUAUUUUUGGAGCUUUUCAGAGUCGCUCUGGAGAGCUGAAGCAGCUUCCCCUGGCUGGGGCUCAGUUCCAGAGAUGUUCACAUCUGCAAUCUAAAACAAGAACCUCAAAAACUAGAUCCUGUCGUCUUUCUGUGGCUCCAGAGGAGAAGAAAAUCUCAGGCUGGUUUCCACUGAAGAGACUGAUUGAUGAACUUCCUGAAGGAGCCGUCAAGCCUCCAGCAAAUAAAUACCCCAUCUUCUUCUUUGGGACUCAUGAAACUGCGUUCCUGGGGCCCAAAGACCUUUUCCCAUAUAAAGAAUACAAAGAUAAGUUUGGGAAAUCGAACAAGCGAAAAGGAUUUAAUGAAGGCCUGUGGGAAAUAGAAAACAACCCUGGAGUAAAGUUUACUGGAUAUCAGGCAAUUCAGCAACAGAGCUCAUCAGAAACUGAAGGAGAAGGAGGAAAUACAGCAGAUGCCAGCAGUGAGGAGGAAGGUGAUCGGGUAGAAGAGGAUGGAAAAGGAAAAAGAAAGAAUGAAAAAGCCGGCUCAAAACGGAAAAAAUCCUACACUUCAAAGAAAUCCUCCAAGCAGUCACGGAAAUCUCCUGGAGAUGAAGAUGAUAAGGACUGCAAAGAGGAAGAAAAUAAGAGCAGCUCUGAUGCUGGGGACGCAGGCAAUGACACAAGAAACACUUCAGAUUUGCAGAAAACCAGUGAAGGGACUUAACCAACAUAAUGACUGCUGAAUAUUAAGGGAAAACACAAGAAGGUUACAUGUUUGGUUGUCUAAUAUUCUUGGAUUUGAUAUGAGUCACCACAUCUGUUCAUUAGUACCAUCAACAGCAUCCCAGUUUGUAUGCACAUUAUUCACAUUCCUAUCUGUUGUGUUUGCAGAAAUGACAUUUUUACCCUUUUUUCUAAGGGUUAAUUUUUGAUUUUCAUAUUAUUUGGUUGCAUGAAGUUGCCCUUUUCCAGUGGCUGAGGUUUAUGAAGAUAUCGCAUACUUGAACGUGUUUUAGAUUCCUUUUCGAGACAGAAAAGGCAUAACUCCAAUUUAUAUCAUUCUAAAUCAACAUUUUUUAAACACAACUAAAUCUUAGAAAUGAGUCCCCUCCAUACAAUGCUACAAUAAUCUUCCACAUACAGACAUAAUUUUAAAUUUUCCUAGAUCCAUUCUCUCUUGGGUUUUGAUCAGUUUACAACAUGAAAGAAAAAUUCUUCUUCAGUUGAAAUCACCACCAAGUUCAAUAAUGUAAUAAAAUACCUUUCCUUAUUAGAAGUACCUAGCUAGUUAUACUCUUAAUACUUCUCCAAACCAUGAUGUAAUGUACACUAUCUGACUUAGUUCCUAUAUGUGGAGUUAGUGAAAGUCUUUUUGUGUUUCUUUAGAUUAAUACAAGGAUUUUUCCAAUGCCAACACAAUUUGAAAUCAUUCAUUUGGAUGCUUUCCAUUUUUAAGCUUACUGUGAUAUACAGCCCUAUGGGAAACCAAAACAAAACAUCAAUUUUAAAUAAUGAAAGGCUUAAAAAAGGAUGCUGUCAUUCUGGCUUUUUUUUUCCUUUUGGAAAUAGAACUAGACUAGUAAGUAAGCAUUCCAAAUCCAUUACUCUGUGUACAUUAUUGUUGCUAUUGUGAUAAUAGAGAUUUUUAUUUAUUUUUAUGCCAGCUUUUAUUGUGAAAACAUAUUUAGUCUGGUUUUAUCAAUCCUUGUUAUGCUUGUCCUUGGAACAUCUUUUGCGUAUUCAAGGUUUGUAGUUGAUGAGUUUACUGUAAAAAACUAAAAAAAAAAAAACACAAGGAAAAAAACCAAAAAAACACCAAAACAAAACAAAAAGGAAACAAAAAAAAUGUAUUGUUUUUACAGAAUAAAUUUAUUGGAAUGUGUAUUGGGAGUAAGGUUUGAGGUUGUAAGCAACUAAGUUAGCGUCAUAUUUGGCUUCAUACGUGUAAUAAUGUGAGGUAUUAAUGUAAGUCAAGUAUUAAAGCAAAACAUUCUGUUAACAUGAGUUGACCAUAAUAGAUACAAGUGCAGGUGAGAUCUUUAUUUUUUCUGUACUUUGCCUUUUCUGGAUAACAGGAAGUCAUUAAAUUCACCUUGAAUGUAUUCAAAGUUUCUUUCCAGACAUCAGAAGUAACAUCAGAGGCUCAGAUACCUGUCUGUGAGCCAGCACGUCCUGUGACAGCCCGGCUGGGUUUGUUUCCCUGGGAAGAGGCACUGGGAUGGAGCUGUCCCAAAGCCUAAGGAGCUGCACCAGGGAUGCUGGGUGCCAGCAAGCAUUGCCUGAGGUGUGCUGUGGUUGUUUUGGCCCUGCCCCUUUGGCUGGAGGUGUAAAACCUGGGGCUCUCCUCUGACAUAGCAGUGUUCAGCAGGAGAGUGUUACAGCCUGCAUUUCUCAGUGCUCUGAAGGUCCCUUCGUGCAGGGUGCAGCACACAGGCAUGUCAGCUGCUUCCUUGUUACUGAUUAGACUUAAAAAUAAAAUUCUUUCAAUCGAAACACCAAGAAGUCAGCAAACCCAAGUAAAGUGUUUCCAGUUAAAACGUAUCAGCUAGUUUCAUCUGUGAGAAAGGCACUAGGUGUACUGCUUUUAAUAUAAAUACACAUAGAAGGCAUAGAAAUAGCUGUAAUUGCAAAUAGAAACGUAAGCUGCCCAAACCAAGGUCGCUGUGUUGGCUGCUGCUUGUUUCUGAGCCAGCAGCAUUAGCAAAAGUAGCUGCAGAGACACAGCCAAAAUCCCUCCUCUGAAACACACGAGCUCAGAGGCUCAGAGCCCUCUGUGCCUAGCCCACAAGUGCUGCUGAGCACCUGCUUGGCUUCAAGCAGGUGAGCAGUCCUGGCAGAAGUGAAUCCUGAAGAGAAUUAACAAAACUAUAUGAUUUGCUUAUCAUAUAUGGAGUCUUACCAUAAGAGUUGAUUGCUUCUUAAAAGAUUUCUUGGGAUUUUUAACAAGGUCGACCCACAAGACAUACUUUUUGACAAAUAAAACAUGUGCAUGUGACAGAGUUAUGUAUGUUAAUUUUUCAUGCUUCACAAUGCUGACCUUCAUGUUGUGCAGUAGCUGUGUGCAGGGACUGCUAGCACUGCUAUUCUUCAGCGUGCGGAGGCUAAACACUGACAUCAUUAUUAUUAUUUAACUUCAUGCAGUAUUUCUAAAACUGUCAAAGCAGCUUACUUAAAAAUAGCUGUGGGAACUGGCAAUGCACUGCAAAGUCACAAUGUUGAGAAGUGGUGCUGAAGGCAGUUGUCUUUAUUUUCCCUUUUUCAGUAGGAUAAACAGAGCAGCCCGGCGACUACACAGUUGUGCAAUUUUACACAUCUUACACGCCUCUUUUGGGUUCCAUCUGAGCACUUCAGUUACAUCCCAACCCAACUAUAUACAUAGCCAAGGACAGGAGCUGGAAACAGUUCUGCUAUUCUGGUUUUUCUUCUUGUUUUGGUUUCAUGAAAAACUCUGGCUUGUUGACACACCUGUAAGCGAACAGCUGAGGAAGAAUCCCAUACAUUAUGUUCAAUAUCAGGAAAAACUCUUUUGCUUCUUCAGGGACUCUGUAGAUGUAAGGAGUUCGAGCAUGAAGAGAAGCACCAAUAUGGGAAAAUUGAGCCUGUGGUGUGUAUAUAACACAUAUAUUAAAAAAAGGUAAAGUUGAUGUAUAUUUUUGGAAAGAUGGCAUAAUCUGCGUGCAAGUCUGCAUCUCCAGUGACAUUUUCCAAGCCAGCCCUUAUUCUUAUUCCAGAAUUAUCCAUAAUACUUUUGCACAGUGGUAUAAAAAUACAGUCUAAACUAAAAUCAUUAAUAUCUUGGUGUAUGAGGCAUAACUGGAACCAUUGGUGGCAUGGUAGGAGGUUUGUUUUAUGCACAUGGUGGCACUGAUAAUUUCAUCAGGUACAGGAUUCCACCCUGGCUUUCUGGGUCAUAAUUUGUGCUAGAGGGUCCCCAGAAAAGUGGCCACUGAAGGGCACAUCCCUGCAGAGCCCAGUCAGGGCAAGGGCUCUCACCCACCUGCCUGGGAGGGCUGUUGGGUGUUUGGCAUCACUGGGGGCAGCCAGAUACUCGCUCUGAGUAAAGUUAGAAAGGAGAACCUAUGUUAGUUCUGGUUUGGACUUCUUAAUCUUAAACCCAGAUUGUUCCAGAUUCUGAUCCCACAACUCCUGGUGAUUUCAGAAAAUGUCUGCAAUAUUUGGGUUUCAAGCUUGGGCUGGUUUGAAGUAUAAAUUGAGCAUACAGUGAAGGUUAUAGGCACAGACAGGCUUGCUGGCCUGAAGCAUAUUUUUAGCAUAAACAAACAUUUAAAGAUAGAAGUGUCAGGAUAGUCGGUGUCUUUUGUUUCCAUCUGUUACCUGCUAUUUCAAGCCACUGCUCAUUCACAUUAACUAUUGUGUGUCUGAUUUUUUUAUUACUAUUUAGUUAGCUAGCAGUGGAGGGGAUCUGAGAAGAUGAACAUCAGUUUGACCAUAAGGAGAGCACUGAGACACCAGGAUUUUAGGAACACAGAGGAGUACACUAUGGCCAAAUCACAUCCUCUGUUCUGGAGUCAGUUUGGCCUCAAGUAGAACAUGGUUCUGGUCACAGCAGAGCAGAAGGGGAGAUAAAGUGCAGGUGUUUCAAUACACCACCCCAGCAAAAGGUUAGGCUGAGACCAUCCAUCAAAACAGAAACAGAAAUUGGUUUCAGGUGAUUCCAACCACCUCAGCUGAAUUGGGAGAGCUCAUUGAGCAAACCUGAGCCAGGAAACAAAGUAAUCAACGAAAUCAAAUACAAACACACUUCAGCAGAGUGCCACUUAGCAUGUUUCUGUAAAUAGCUAUUGCACUGCAAACAGAUGUUCAGGGGCACAUUGUCAGCAGCCUUUUUCUAUCGGCCUGGUAACUCACUCUGUCUCUUGCAGCCCAUUUGUUCUCACCUGCCCAGGCAGGCCCUGCCUGUGGCACCUGGGUGGGCCCGGUGCCACCCCCUCGCUGUCACCCCUCCCUGCCAUCCCCUCUGCCACCCCUGCUGGGGGAGCCUCCUCAGCCCAGGCAGCCAGAGCAGCCCAGCAGCAAAGCCCCCUCAUAGCACAGGGCAGCAGACUCCCAGACAGACAGACAGACGGACAGACAGCUGCCAGCAGGAGGUUUGGGCUGUCCGGUGGUCCCUCAGACGCUGAGAGCCCCUGGGUUGCAUUUUAGAGCCUUGUCUGGGGUGAAGAAGCUGCAAAGCUGCUCCUUCUCUGUGAGGAUUGUGAGGCCUGCCUGCCUGCGAGCGUGGCCAGCUGUGCUUCAGAGUAAGUUGAUUGUCAAUUUCUCACAAUCCACAGUAAUCCUUGUCAGAAGGAGCUGUAAGGGGAUGCUUCUGAGAGACCCAGAACUCCCAGAGCCCCCAAGAUGCCUGAGUAUCUAAGCCUUACUGUGUGGUCUUGUCUCUUAAAGGAGUUGUGGCACAUUAGUGAGCUUUAAUUGUUAUAAAACCAAAAAGCAGCAACAUGAUGUCCUGUCUGUAGCCUACAAAGAUUUUUGGUGGUUAAUGAUGCACCAUAUAAUGAAGUUAUUGUUUAUUAGACUUGUUUUUCACUGUAACACAUGGCUUCUUCGUUCAUUACCAAGGAGGAUAUAAUUUAGGUCUGUAAAGUCUUUUUUUUUUUAAUUUAUUUGAUUUGCCUCUGUGAAAAUUGUGUUAUGUCUUUAAUCUCCUGUGUUUCUCUUCCAUGACUGUUCUCUGCUGCUACUUUUUCUUUUUUCUUUCCUCUUUUUUUUCUUACUUGGAGCAGGGGAUAUGUCUUAAAAGCAGAUGCCUCACUCACCAGUGGCCCAGUGCUGCUCUCCCUUCAGGCAGACUGGCACCAAACCCCUGAUUCUGAGCUGUCAGUCCCUGCAGAGCUCUGUGCCUGUGUGCAGUAGGCUGAGAGAAACCUUGAGUCUGCUGUGUUACCUCGCUGUCAUUGGGGUCUCUCAGCAAUUAAGCCAUUCCUUGGUGCUUUCUGUUACUGAUCCCCUCUCUCAAAGUGGAGAAUUUGGAGGCUCCAACAAACUCCUGAGCCUUGGCUGAGAAAUCAACCAGAUGAGAUGCUGCAGGUAACCUCCUGAGGUAGCCUUACAUGCCCAGCAUGUCACCCCUGAAGCCUCGGCCACUCUGCUCCUGGGCACCCCCAGCAGGUGGAAGCUGCUGGCAGCUGCAGUCUGGGUCUGCCUGCUUCUCACUGACCUGCUUGUCUCUAUGGAGCAGUCUGCACUUGGGAUUUUUACAUUUUUUGCCUUGUUGCCUAAUGAUAGGCAGUAUUUCAAGUAUUUUUUACCUUGCAGUUAAGGACAGAGGAAAGACCCAGAAAAAGGUUAGGAGUCCUUCUUCAUUCUGUGCCUUCUCUCUAAGACUGACUAAAAUCAGGCAAAGACUGUAACUUUGGAAGGGUUUGGACCUGGUCUCAUGAGCCUAACAAAGCCAUCAAAUAGAAGGGGAGUAACCUAGAAAAAUACAUCCCUUGGGUUUAGGGUCUCUGGUAGACAAGAAGCACUGCAGAAAGUAGCCACAAAAAAAGCAGGGUUAUGGAAAACACUAAGAGGGAGUCGAGGUAAACUUUCUACAUUUGCGAAAACAGAGAAAUGGGCUGCAGAGAGUUGGUGAGAUGAUUUUGGCUAGUAGGGCUGUGGCUCUUCAUCCUUCUCACAUGGCUCACUUGCAUAGGGAAAUACCAAUUUCAUUAAGUUCAGAGGCUGUUCCAACCCUUUUGUAUAAUCAAAGCUCCUGGUACUUCACUCAUGUGAAAUUCAAAGAGCUCCUCCUGAAGCUUCAGAAAGUCUAGUAAUUAUUGGUUUUGGAGUCUGAAUGUUAGUAAUGGAGUUGUUCCAGCUGAAAUUUUCAGAAUUUGUAAUUCUGAAAAUCAGUACAUGUCUGUCUGUGUGAAAGGCUAGUAGGCACUUUGGAGGUUCUUAGUUUAGAUGCAUCACAUGGUAUUUUGUGACUUGUUUUUGUAAAAAGUACAUCAUAAUGAUAGAAAUAAAAAUAAUUCAAAUCUCCAUGUU
Camarhynchus parvulus is the source of this 7250-nucleotide messenger RNA. It is a transcript of the gene HDGFL3, whose product is annotated as HDGF like 3. Gene Ontology annotation, molecular function: double-stranded DNA binding; transcription coregulator activity. The transcript has 8 exons. The record is from RefSeq and is a predicted model, not a curated record. Gene Ontology annotation, biological process: regulation of transcription by RNA polymerase II. The coding region runs from base 202 to 984 and encodes 260 amino acids. NCBI's taxonomy places the organism in Eukaryota, Metazoa, Chordata, Aves, Passeriformes, Thraupidae. Gene Ontology annotation, cellular component: nucleus.